This is a messenger RNA of Parastagonospora nodorum SN15, 1866 nucleotides long. RefSeq lists its product as hypothetical. Lineage: Eukaryota; Fungi; Ascomycota; Dothideomycetes; Pleosporales; Phaeosphaeriaceae. The transcript has 6 exons. Gene Ontology annotation, cellular component: nucleus. Gene Ontology annotation, biological process: mitotic DNA damage checkpoint signaling; protein phosphorylation. The record is from RefSeq and is a predicted model, not a curated record. Gene Ontology annotation, molecular function: protein serine/threonine kinase activity; ATP binding; protein binding. The coding region runs from base 1 to 1866 and encodes 621 amino acids.
AUGCCGGCCCAGACGGAGAAAAGCCAGCUGAAGCGCGGUCGCGUGGAGCCCAAGAAAGUCCGCCAUUCGCGCCUGUCUCCAGGAGCACCUAGCCGUCUCAAGCAGGGACAGUUGCCUUCGCCCAUCACCCAAAAGGACUCGACGGCGUCCGAAGACUUCAAAGAACCCACCGUUACGCCUCCCAAUGAACGAACACAGCCAUCGCAGAACUUCCGCAGCCCGAAAGGUCCCGGUCCCGGUGGCAUCUCGCCUCCAUCAGACACGCAGGCAUUCUCGCAAUUCGUAUACCCCCCCGUAAACCGGACUUAUGCUGUCGAGGAUGAACAGUGGACGACUGGUCGAGAGAAAGUGCCCAAGGGCGAAUACAAGGCACAAGAGGAGGAGUACGAGAAAGAAAAGAGAGAGAAUGGUGUGACUGCUGGUGGUUACUUGAUUGGACGUCACCGUGAAUGCGAUCGAAUACUCGAGUCGCCUACCGUAUCAAAUCGCCACUGUCUGCUCUUCACCGAGAAGAAGGGCGGAGACGUCAUCGCAGUCCUCGAGGAUCUCUCUGGAAACGGAACGUUUGUAAACGAUACAAUUGUUGGCCGGAACAAGCGACGAGAGCUAAAGGAAGGAGACGAGAUUGCCAUUUUGGACCAGGCCCGUUUCAUUUUCCGAUACCCAUUGGUGCGGAACACGCAUCGAUUCCGACAACAAUUCACGAUGCAGGAGCAGCUGGGUAAGGGUCACUUUGCCUCGGUGUACCUAUGCGUGGAGAAAUCAACAGGUCUGCGAUAUGCUGUCAAGAAAUUCGAGAAGCGGACAGGUCCCGGCGAAAAGUCCAAGGUCGAUGGUCUGCAGCAAGAAAUUGCCGUUCUCAUGGGUGUCAGUCAUCCCGCUCUGCUCUGCUUGAAGGAUACAUUCAACGAAGAUGAUGGCGUCUACCUCAUUCUGGAAUUGGCGACAGAGGGCGAAUUGUUCAACUGGAUCGUCAUGAAGCAGAAGCUCACGGAGCCGGAAGCACGCAAGGUGUUUGUGCAGCUGUUUCAAGCCGUCAAAUACUUGCAUGACCGCAACAUUGUACACCGCGACAUCAAGCCAGAGAACAUACUUCUAACCGACAAGGACCUGCACGUAAAGCUGGCCGACUUUGGUCUGGCGAAGAUCAUUGGCGAGGAGUCAUUCACAACUACUUUAUGCGGCACACCAUCAUAUGUGGCACCAGAGAUUCUCGAGAAUUCAAAUCACCGAAGAUACACUCGGGCCGUUGAUGUGUGGUCGUUAGGUGUCGUCCUCUACAUCUGCCUGUGCGGAUUCCCGCCGUUCUCCGACGAGCUUUACAGUCCCGAGAAUCCAUACACGCUAUCACAACAAAUCAAAGCCGGUCGAUUCGACUAUCCAUCGCCGUACUGGGACUCUGUUGGCGAUCCUGCGCUCGAUCUCAUCGACCGCAUGCUCACAGUUGAUGUCGACAAGCGGAUCUCCAUCGAUGAGUGCCUCGAGCAUCCCUGGACAACGAAGGACACCAUCAGCCUUACUGAUAGUACAGACGGUUUGACGGGUGCCAUCUCCAAGCUGGACUUCUCGAAGAGAAAGCUGCAACGAGAGCGUACUCUACUCAGCGACAUCAACGAUAUUCAGGUCAGUCGGGUCAUCAAGGGCAAAGAAGGACAGGAUCCUGUGAAGGUAUAUGAGAAGAACCCAAGCCAGAUGGUGCCAAAGCUGCACUUGACUCAAGAGGUGCGGCCGGAUCAUGAACGCAACCCAAAGGAGUUCGUUGAGAUGGGCGGAAAGGGUGAUGAGACUCUAUACUCUGAAGAAGAAGGUGGGUCUCGAUAUGCUACAGACAAGAGCCUGGCAUCAGCACCGAGCAAAGAGGCCUGA